Anolis carolinensis (green anole) is the source of this 5445-nucleotide messenger RNA. RefSeq names its product Rho guanine nucleotide exchange factor 15 (gene arhgef15). Gene Ontology annotation, biological process: activation of GTPase activity. Gene Ontology annotation, molecular function: guanyl-nucleotide exchange factor activity; protein binding. The coding region runs from base 817 to 3777 and encodes 986 amino acids. The transcript is spliced from 16 exons. The record is from RefSeq and is a predicted model, not a curated record. NCBI's taxonomy places the organism in Eukaryota, Metazoa, Chordata, Lepidosauria, Squamata, Anolidae.
GUUAGGAAGUUUGUUGUACUGUAGCAAUGGAUUCCUUUUUAAAGGCAACAUUUUGACAGUGGAAGAAAACAAGUCUUAACUUGAUGUAAAUAUACUCCGGGAUGGAAUUUGCAUGUCUAGUCAGAUCUUCAGUCCAAGGAAUCAUCAUUUGGUUUGCCUUUGGCCAGCUUGUUGGUGGCCUCGUCUGGGUUUUCAGGUUGCAGCUAACUCCUGCCUAAACUCUAUGUACAUGUGUACAGCUCCUGCCUUCCUGGCUGCCACUCCCUUCCUUUCAAAUGAAUGUAAAAGCAGCCCCUUUUCCUUUGCCCUCCUUUGCCUUUCUGCCUGCAAAGGCAUCUCUCUGCCCAUCCCUUCCUGCUUUUGUGCCGUACUCAACGACCAAGCCAAGGAGAGGAAAGCUCUCCUUCCACCAACACCACCCACCUUCUCCUUUUCCUGCAGCCAACUCUCCAUCCCUUUGAAACAAGGAGGGGUUUGAUCCAUUGCCGGCAGCAGCUCCGAAAGGAGGACCACAGGGAGAGCUGGCUGGGGGCACCUCCGUUGCGGCAGCUUGCCGAAGCCACCCCUUCGCCUCAUCCUCCAGGAAGGAAAGGAAGCAAAGAGAAGCCUUUCUCCCCCAUUUCUUGACAACUGUCUUGCUUUUAUCUGCUCAUCUGGAUUUCGGAGCCGAGGAUGCAAAGAAGUCUCUGCUCCAUGGAAGAGAGUAUUUUCGCGCAGAAGGUCGACUUAGGAAAAUGCUCCAGAGGAGAGUCUGGAAUUGAAAGAAAAUGAAGUCACAUUGGUGGUACGGCAGCUCUUGCCUAUGACCCUCUCUCCAUGAACAUGUCCUCCUUGGACCCGCUGCCUCCAGCCACCCCUCCAGCCCAGAAGCCCACCCGCAUCAUCAAGCCUCGCCCGCCCACUCGGCCACGGCCCUAUUUGCCCCCCAGGCCAGACUCUGCCAAGGUGAGCCGUGCCCCGACCCCCUCUUUGCCCCCGGAGGCCUCCACAACCGAAACACCGAGCAAAGGGUGCUCCAAGGUUCCUGAGCCCAUUUACAGCCACCAGCGGCACCUCCACAAGCUGCAGAAUUCAGGCGCCGUGCGGAAGAUCGUGGUACGCUUCGACCAUGCCAUUCCGGAGAAAGAGGAGGCCGUCAAGGCAAACCAGAUUGCUCCGAACUGCAAUGAAGCAUCGAUCCCUAUCACUGAAAAUGGAAGCGGGACGAUCAUGGAAGAAAAGGAGGAGCUGGGGCAAUCCAAUCCUUCUGAAGACACCCAGCCUGCUGUUUCCUGUGGAGGGGAGCAGAACGGUGUAGAAUUGCCUCCUUCCUGCUCCUCUGGCUGCCCCUGCAUCUGCCACCAACACCGGCCCGGCAUGGUUUUGGCCUGGGUCCCGGCACCCACUCUGCCGGCCGAGCAAGAAGAUGGAGAAGACGGUCCUGCCUCAGACGUCUCUUCUUCCGCUGAUGAAGGAGGACCCUUCUUCCAACACCUCCUGGUGCUCAAUGCCCCCACUGCCAACUCCUCCACCUGCUCCUCUUCUUCCUCAUCCUCAUCCACGGGGGGCAGGCCCUCCAAAACCCGCCAUUCUCCUCGGAGCAAGAAACCCCUCGAUCUACCCCCUUCUGCCAAUGGACACCCCGAAGGGGGAGUGGUGUUGACCAGUUACCGCUCCACGGCUGAGCCCCUUCCUCCCCGUUGCCCCCCUCUGAUGCCCAAACCACCCCGGCGUAGUAAAGGGGGCUCUGCUGUCUCAUUCGAUGGUGACGCCUUGCCCCCUGCCAUCCCCCCAAAAGCUCCUAUCAAGCCGCCUCGCAACGCCUUGGGCCCGUUGGCCUUCUCUCGACGGAGCUCCCUCCAGUACCCGCUAGAGGAGAACCAUAUCCCCAGUGAUGCCUCCCUCAUUUCUAUGCGCCAAAGCCUGCUGUUGCCGCCUCCGUCCCAGCCUCCACCGCCACCACCCACUUUGCAAACCCCUCCGUCUUUCUCCGUCUCUCAGCCCCCAACCCUGAAUUUCCAGACUCCCCCUCCUCCUUCGCAGCCCCCUCCUCCACUGCCGCAGGGUCUGCCCCCUCCACCGACUCAGCCACCGCCACCGCUGGAGAGCUCGCCCCUUGGGGAAGACCCCAGCCAAGGUGGCUGUGAAAACGAGUCCUCUCUUUUGGAAGACUCUGAUGCAGGAACUCCAAAUGACAGUGGCUGCUCAAUGUUAUCCCCCAAAGGCCCUGACUGGGGACUUUACCUCCAGGAUGAGCCUCUGUACCAAACAUAUCGGCAGGCAGUUAUCUCUAAGGAGAUCAAGAGGCAAACGGUUCCCCGCAACAGCAGCUUCAGCAGCUCGGAUUACGGAGCCCCUUCUCCAGGCGAAGGACCCUCGGGGCCACGGGUUUCCACCCCUCACUGCACUCUUUGGCAGGAACUUCCUGCCGUAAGAGAGAGUGGUCUUUUGGGAAGCAUGAGCUCCGAGGAACGGAAGUUGCAAGAGAGCCUUUUUGAGGUGGUCACUUCCGAAGCUUCGUACCUCCGUUCGCUGACCCUUCUGAUUGAACACUUCAUGGAGUCGCGGGACAUGUCGGGCACCAUCCUUCUGCGUGAACAUCGGAUCCUCUUCUCCAACAUCCGGAAAGUCAAGGAGGUCAGCGAAAGAUUCUUGCAAGACCUGGAAGCACGCUUGGCGGAGAGUUUGCAGAUCUCGGAUGUCUGCGACAUUGUGGAGGAUCAUGCCCAGCAAAGUUUCUCUGUCUACAUUGACUAUGUGCGCAACCAGCUGUACCAGGAGAAGACGUACAGUACCCUCAUGGAGAAGAACCCACAAUUUGCCACCGUGGUCACCCGCCUCCAAGAGCUGCCCCAAUGCCAGCGGCUUCCCUUCAUGUCCUUCCUGCUGCUCCCUUUCCAGAGAAUCACCCGCAUCAAGAUGCUCAUCGAGAACAUUCUGCGUCGAACAGAAGAAGGCUCUCCGAGAGAGCAGAACGCCAUGAAAGCUUUGGCAUCUGUUUCCAAGAUAAUAGAAGAGUGCAACUCCGAAGUGGGACGCAUGCGGCACAUGGAGGAGCUGAUCCUUAUUGCCAGCAAGAUUGAGUUUGACAAACUUAAGGCUGUCCCCAUCAUCUCCCAGACCCGACAGCUGCUGAAGCAAGGGGAGUUGCUGGAGGUCGUUCAUCGGGGCACCAUCUUUGGCACCAAACCAAAACUGGUGCCCAUCUACUUGUUCCUCUUCAACGAUCUGCUGCUCAUCACUCAACGCAAGAGUUCUGAACGCUUCGUGGUGCUGGAUUAUGCCCACCGUUCGCUCAUCCAAGCCCAAGGCUGCGGGGAAACCCACACGGGUCAAGGGGCCGAAAACAGUUUCUACUUGACGCUGAUGGAGAACCACCAAGGGCGGAGUAGUGACCGCCUCUGCCGGGCCCCAACACAGUCAGAUAUGCACCGCUGGAUCGGUGCCUUCCCCUCUCACGAAUCCCAGCCCAGUGGAAAGCAGGAGACCAUCUACGAGGAUUGGGAUUGCCCCCAAGUGCAAUGCACCGAGGCCUACACUGCCACACAGGCAGACGAGCUGAGCUUGGAGCCGACAGAUAUUGUGAAUGUGCUACGCAAAACCAACGAGGGCUGGUAUGAGGGGGUUCGCCUGGCGGAUGGCAAGAAGGGCUGGUUUCCCUCGCGCUACGUGCAAGAAAUCACCAAUGAGCACGUGAGGCGGCGCAACCUUCGUGAGCGCUACCGUGUCCUACAGGCUGCGCGCCAACUCCAACUGACUCGCACCAGCCUCAGCAAGAGCAAGUAUGGUUCAGCCUGAGACCACAGGUGCGGGACCACAAAUGGGGACACAAGAGAGGCUGAACUGCAUGCAUGCGUUUCCCGAAUGCUGAGCCUAGAACCAGAUGGAUUUCUGCUCUGUUGGGUGCAAGGGAAGCACUGCCACACAAAGGGUGCGAAGGAUGGGUGACAACACUGGAGUAAUUUCCAGCAUGAUGGAAGACCAGCGGUGGAAGGAAGGCAAAGAAGAGUAAUGUUUCUUCGUUGUCCUGAGUUGGUAGCUACUGUAAUGCCAUGAACAAGCCUCUUGGGGUGCUAGAGACACACUUCCUGAGCUGAUAGCUGUUGUAAUGCCGUGAACAAGCCUCUGGGGGUGCUAAAGGCUCAUUUCCAGGCUUCUUGUUGUCAGAAGGGGGUGAUAGAGUGUCAAGAUUUACGAUUUUACUGUACAUAUUCAGCUGAACCCACAAUAUCAAAAAAGACCGAACCAGAGAAAUGUUUCUUCGUCGUCCGGAUCUGAUAGCUGCUGUAAUGCCAUAAGCAGGCUUUUGAGGGCGCUAGAAGCACACUUCCAGCUCUGCUUCCCUUACCUCUUGUUCUCAGAAUGGGGCGACAAAGUGUCAAUAUUGUUGACUUCAUUGCACACAUUUGACUGGUCUCGGUAUCAAAAAAGAAUGACGGUAAAAGAAGAGGAGUAAUGGGAUGUGCGAUCUCCAGCCAUGCUAUUUGGGGAGCAUUGUUUUCAGCUGCAACAGACUGAGCAGUUAAUGAUCCAGGGGCUGUGAAGUUGUGGCCCCUCUUCCGACCAGAUUUCAGUGGCACAACUUAACUACAACUUGUAGUUAUCCAACCAGUGUUUGUCUUCAGACUGCAGAGGGGCAGAAUGAAUUUUCCCUUGGUCUUCAGAUAAUAUGAGAGAUGCCCACUUCCCUAUCAUGAGUCACCUGGCCCAGGUGUUAUAAUGAAGCGCCCCUGAGUUCAAAGCUUAGGAAAGUUCCUUUUGUGGACAGCACCUCCCAGAACCCCUUGACCCAAGCCUAGUCCAAGUUGCAAGCUGGCACUGGAGAAUACAUAUCCCCAUUUAGCCUGGCACAAACCUAUCUGGACCUGGUUUCUGCUUACAAGGGAUGCUGUUUCCAGCCCUGGGUUCAAGAGAGUGUUGUAACUUCUGGGCGUGCCUUGUGUAUUUCCAAGCAGGUAUAUCAUGCAGUUGAUAAGUUUCCACACCUGCAGGCAUUUUAGAUGGGUAAAUGCACAUACUAGUUGCCAUCUUGGUGCCAUUUCUGCCAGUAUUCCACAAGACGCCCCAGCUUGGGGACUUCUCUACCUCAGCCAGGAUAGUCCAACUACCACUCUUCAGCCCCCUUCUGGGGAUAUCUAGGGCUACUUUCCCCCCUUUGGGUCUGGACUUUCUCCCCAAUGGUGCUGGGCAUCUGUCUGCUGCCAUUCCUCGAGUAUUUUUCUCCCCAAUGCCAACUUGCCCAGAACCACGGCCACACGCCCAUUCGUAUUUAUUAAUUCGGAACCUCUUGCUUCCCAUUUUAGAGGAGGAGAUUCCACAUCCACUUGCUGGGGUUUGGAAAGGGGAGUAAUGGUUUAAUUUAUUCUGUAUCAUAAUUGCCUGCAUUGUCAUCUUUAUUUUGUGUCUUUUUCUAUCACAAUUGCUUGUUGUUGUUUUUUAAAUGAGUAUGAUGAUGAUGGAAAAUUA